Molecule: messenger RNA, 690 nt
Organism: Ostreococcus lucimarinus CCE9901
Lineage: Eukaryota; Viridiplantae; Chlorophyta; Mamiellophyceae; Mamiellales; Bathycoccaceae
Exons: 1
Coding region: 1-690 (229 amino acids)
Source: RefSeq, a predicted model, not a curated record
AUGCGCGCGACGACGACGGCGCGCGCGUCGACGUCGCGCGCGACGCCCGCGGCGUCGACGCGCCGAGUAACGGCGCGCGGAUUCGCGACGCGAAAGCGCGGAUUCGCGACGCGACGGCCGUCGACGCGGAUUCGCGACGCGCGACGACGCGCGGACGCGGACGACGCGCGAUCGAGCGCGCGCGACGACGACGACGACGAUGACGACGACCGAGGCGCGACCGACGGCGACGACGGGCUGUCGAGCUCGUUCGCGGACGAGGUGGCGAGACGCGGCGGCGCGCGCGCGUCGACGACGCGAGCGAAUCCGAACCCGUUCGAUCGCGACGGCGCGAGCGACGCGCCGAAACCGCCGCGGUUCGCGCCGAAUCCGAGCGCGCCGCGACGCGCGGACGAGAGCGAUCAGCUCGCGCGGUCGCGCGCGCUGCAGAGCGAGGGGCUGGAGGGAUUUCCGGCGCGCGCGACGGAACUGCUCAAGACGGGAUUCGCGGUGUUUCUCGGGUUCGGCCCGUUCGUGGCGGCGAUAUCGGUGGUGUUUUGCGCGACGUAUUUUUUGUUCGGGUCGGAUUUCAUCCACGGCGGUGAAGGGUACGGCGCGCCCGCGUUCGUGCCCGCGGAGGUGUUGCUCGGCGAGCCGACGGUGGAUCCCACGGUGCCGUUCGCGUCCGGCGACGCGCGGCGCGCGUCGUGA